Fimicolochytrium jonesii is the source of this 1650-nucleotide messenger RNA. RefSeq lists its product as uncharacterized. Gene Ontology annotation, cellular component: mitochondrial matrix. The transcript is spliced from 5 exons. Bases 81 to 1517 code for a protein of 478 amino acids. The record is from RefSeq and is a predicted model, not a curated record. Lineage: Eukaryota; Fungi; Chytridiomycota; Chytridiomycetes; Spizellomycetales; Powellomycetaceae. Gene Ontology annotation, molecular function: protein binding.
ACCUCAUAAAAAAAAGCCGUAAGAUACCCAUACAGACACUCACCUACGCAUAACACAGCACUCUACCCGUCGCUAUUCCAAUGGCGAGCCGUCCUGCACAACCACUCCGUCUUCUGGCUGGGCUCCGCAGACGCCCGCCGCCAUGCGCUCACUCCUUCCGCAUCGCAUCACUCCAUCCCGCCCGAAAAUGUCAACUCCGCGCGUUCAGCGCAACACCCCGCUCCCUGCACACUCCAUCACCCACAACACCAACGCCCCCAUCACAUCACUUUCAAUCCAGCAACAGCACCCUCGUUCCCGCCGCCACCUACCUCGCCACAACCUCCGCCACUGACUCCUUCACCCCGCUCCCCAACCGCGGCUUCGUAGCUGUUGACGGCCCCGACGCGGUCAAAUUCCUGCAAGGGCUGACGACGAACCAGAUGGGGUUGAUUGAGCGGGGUGGCGAUGGGGUAUUUUGUGCGUUUCUUACGGCUCAGGGCCGAGUCCUCUACGACGCCUUCAUCUACCCCCACAACACCGGCCCAACCUUUCCCCACCCCACCUUCCUCAUCGAGCACGACGCCCGCCACACCCCCGCCCUCCUCCUCCACCUCAAACGGCACAAACUGCGUGCCAAGAUCUCCAUCACCGACGUCUCAGCGACCUACACGGCGUGGCAGAUCUGGGGCCCGGCGACGGCCGCGAUGUGGGGCGUGAAUGUCGUGCGGGAUGAGGUUGUUGGGGGUGUUGCCUUGCCGUUGGGUGCGCUGGUGGGGAGGGAACGGUUGUGUGAUAUUGGGUGCAGGGAUCCAAGGCAUCGGGAGAUGGGGUUGAGGGUUGUGCUUGAGACGGGGGGGAAACCGCCCCUCCCACAGCAUUUCACUAAGGUUCCGUACACGACCUACCUCCGCCGCCGCAUCCUCCUCGGGAUCCCCGAAGGCGCCGACGACUUCCCCACCGGCGUCGCACUACCGCUCGAAUCGAACCUCGAUCUCAUGUCGGGGGUGGACUUCCGCAAAGGCUGCUACCUCGGCCAAGAACUCACGAUCAGGACGUACCACACCGGCGUGGUGCGGAAACGGAUCGUGCCUGUGCAGUAUCUCACCGCCGGUGCCGCCGCGUCUCCCAACAUCGAGGAUGACGACAGUGGACUGGCUGUGGAUGUCGGGUCGGAAACGGAGGAUAGCGAGGGAGUCCCGCCGCAGACGGAGAUUGUGGUUUUGCCUCCAUCACAAUCGACCACACCAUCAGAACAGUCAGAACAGUCAGAAUCGGAUCAACAACAACAACAACAACCCACACGCCGCCGCCGCCCAACUGCCGCAACCACGACUCCGAAACCCAUCGGCCGCACAGGCUCGCACGUCGCCAACAUCGGGCUUGCGCUCGUGCGGUUGGAAUAUGUCGCUGGCGGGAAACACCACAUCCAGGGUAAUGAUGGCGGUGGUGCUGUGAAAGACAUGGAGGCGGUGUUGGCUGUGAAGGGAAUGGAGGUGGGCGUUAGGGCUGUUGCGCCCGGGUGGUGGGGGCGGUAAGAUGGAGAGAUUGUGAAUUGGGAGAAUAUGGGCGGAUGAAAUCCAUGCGCUCGUAUCAAAGCGCAUAUAUGUAGGUGUUCGUUUGGGUAGACGUAGAUAGCUGUGUGGGUGUUUACAUUUCUUUGGUUUGUGA